CCUGCGCGAGAGAAGCUCCGCAGCAGUGUGAGAAGUUCGUUGCGGUUGCACUUCGGAUUGAUCUCUGUCUGUUCAUGAAUUUCUUGCGACUUUGUCCAAGGCUCUGAUAAUUGGCACAUACAUUAGCGUUUUAAUGCACCACUAGUCUUUCUGUAGCAAUUUUCUGCGUUUAAUUUGAAUGAGAAUGGGCAACAAAUGAUGUUUUGAGCAAAUGCCAGCACUCCGCCCUUACAGACUUGGUAGUUCGACAGUGAUUUUUAGGUGAUUGUUGAGGAAUUCGUGGGUUGCAAUCGGAGCUUGUCGAAGAGAGGUUCCGAAUGGCAGCAUGUUAUCAGCAACCCAUGCCUGUUGCGGCUGCAAAAUCAUCAUCGUUUGUUUUGGGGUGUAUGCGGUACAAGACAGGGUGUGAUAAGAGGGAGCUGAAUCUUAUCCCCCUGAUAUGCGCCGCCUCUCAAAUUGAGCUGAAGAAAAGUCAGAGAAUAACUGCAUACUUGCAACGUUGCACUCUAUUUGCCGUACCUAGGCAUAGCCAUCUUGGGAAUCGGAGGGGCAACAAUAGUAAAUUGGUUGUUACAUCUGCUGCUAAAGAAAUUCUCUUCGACCAAGAAUCUCGAUCAGCACUUCAAGCAGGAAUUGACAAGCUGGCGGAUGCUGUAGGUGUUACGUUAGGGCCGCGAGGACGUAAUGUGGUUCUUGAUGAUCCUAGCGAACCCAAGGUGAUAAAUGAUGGUGUCACAAUUGCACGUGCUAUUGAUCUUCCUAAUUCAAUAGAAAAUGCGGGAGCAGCUCUUAUCAGAGAGGUUGCUAGCAAGACAAAUGACUCUGCAGGUGAUGGUACCACUACUGCCUGUGUGCUUGCAAGGGAAUUCAUAAAACUCGGGCUCCAGAAUGUCAGUGCAGGUGCCAAUCCAAUAGCUAUUAAGAAAGGAAUUGACAAGACGAUUUCAGCUCUUAUUGAGGAGCUCAAGAGGCAGUCUCGUCCGGUGCAAGGCCGUGAUGACAUUAAAGCUGUAGCCUCCAUAUCUGCUGGGAAUGACGAUUUUGUUGGGACUAUGAUUGCCGAUGCGAUUGAGAAGGUUGGGCCCGAUGGUGUUUUGUCAAUCGAAUCUUCUUCCUCUUUUGAGACAACAAUCAAAGUGGAGGAAGGCAUGGAGAUUGAAAAGGGCUACCUAUCUCCUCAUUUCGUCACCAAUCAGGAGAAGCUUUUAGUAGAGUUUGAGAACUGCAAGGUUCUUGUUACAGAUGCACCUAUUACCAGCAUCAAGGAGAUCAUAACAAUGAUUGAGAAAACCACUCAGUUGAAUGUUCCUCUUCUAAUCAUUGCGGAGGAUGUGUCUGGUGAAGCGCUAGCAACAUUGGUAGUGAAUAAGUUGCGAGGAAUUGUAAAAGUGGCUGCAAUCAAAGCUCAUGGAUAUGGACCCAGCAAACAAGCGCUUCUUCAAGAUAUUGCAAUUCUGACAGGUGCUGACUUCUUAGCUUCGGAUCUCGGGAUGUCUGUGGAAGACGCUUCCGUCUACCAGUUAGGAGUGGCCAGAAAAGUUACUAUCUCUGAUAAAAAAACUAUCAUUAUCUCUGAUAACGCAACUAAAGAAGAAAUUCAGGCCCGCGUUGCUCAAUUGAAGAAGGAAAUGGCAGAGACAUCAUCUUCUAGAGAAGCACAGUUGCUCUCUCAGCGCAUUGCCAAACUAUCUGGCGGUGUUGCUGUUAUUAAGGUUGGAGGUGCAACUGAGAUAGAGUUGGUGGAUCGGAAGCUACGAAUUGAGGAUGCUAAGAACGCAACUUUUGCCGCCAUCGCGGAAGGCAUUGUUCCUGGUGGCGGUGCGGCCCUUGUUCAUUUAUCAUCCUUCGUGCCAAGUAUAAAAAUCUCGUUCCAAGACCCUGAGGAGAUGCUUGGAGCUGAUAUUGUGCAAAAGGCAUUGUUAGCACCUGCAUCGCUGAUUGCAAGCAACGCAGGGGUGGAAGGCGAUGUAGUGGUCGAGAAGAUAUUAGAUCUUGAGUGGGCUUUUGGAUACAAUGCAAUGUCAGACAAAUACGAGAACCUUCUAGAGUCAGGUGUAAUUGACCCAGCAAAGGUUACCAGGUGUGCCUUACAAAAUGCUGCCUCCGUUGCUGGUAUGGUUCUAAGCACCCAAGCCGUUGUGUUUGAUAAGGUAAAGCAACCCUCUGGCGUCUCUGAACUACCUGGAAUGCCUCAACUCGGAUAUUAGGAGAUUGAAGAUACCUAGAUAUCAUUUAGAUUUGGCGCUUGCCUUGGGAGUCUCAAUUUUUAUCCUCCUGUGGGCAGUCCGGCAACUUCAGGUAUACCACCAUAAUAGGUUGCGAGAUUUCAGAUUGCAGUGAUAACUUUGAUUAUAACUCUACGAAUACAAAUUUAUCAAAUGUCUUUGUAAUUCUCUAAAAUAUAGGUUGCAGAUAGCUUCGCGUUUGCA
This is a messenger RNA of Physcomitrium patens, 2429 nucleotides long. RefSeq names its product ruBisCO large subunit-binding protein subunit alpha. NCBI's taxonomy places the organism in Eukaryota, Viridiplantae, Streptophyta, Bryopsida, Funariales, Funariaceae. Gene Ontology annotation, biological process: protein refolding. Gene Ontology annotation, molecular function: ATP-dependent protein folding chaperone; ATP binding. The record is from RefSeq and is a predicted model, not a curated record.